GCCGGAGGCAGAAGCCGGAAUGCAGAUAAGACCUCAUUAUCUAUAGCUUUGAAUAUCAGCUCAUCCGUCUCAAAUUCGCGUCAGUCAGGUUCAAUUGAUUGUUUAAAACAUGCAACAUGUCGAACAGGCUGACUACAUCCAAAGUGUUUGAGACACAGUCUUUGAAUACCCCUCAUGCCUCCGAUAUAUGUGAGAUCUCUCUUAUCAAGAUCACGAACGUUCUCGUGGUUAUUUCCUCUUCUUUAGUUCUGCCUCAGAUUGAGGGCCAUGACUACUUGAGUCUUCAUACUUAUGCAUUCUAUAUUCACCAUCAGGGCUGGGGAAGAAGAUCCUGUUUGAUAUGGGAGCGCGGUUAUAUUGGUGGAAUCUUCCUCUCAGUGCUGUUCAUGCCAUCAAGUUAAAAGGAGUUCAGGGCAUGCGCAUCGCUAGCGAUAUCGACUAGAUUCUCUCAAAAGGAGGUGGUGACCCUAUGACCAUUGAUGCUAUUUUCUGGAGUCAUCACCACGUUGGCUAUACUGAAAUUGCUCACAAU
Molecule: messenger RNA, 532 nt
Organism: Aspergillus saccharolyticus JOP 1030-1
Lineage: Eukaryota; Fungi; Ascomycota; Eurotiomycetes; Eurotiales; Aspergillaceae
Exons: 1
Coding region: 117-401 (94 amino acids)
Source: RefSeq, a predicted model, not a curated record